Messenger RNA from Phytophthora nicotianae INRA-310, 501 nucleotides. RefSeq lists its product as hypothetical. The transcript has a single exon. The record is from RefSeq and is a predicted model, not a curated record. The coding region runs from base 1 to 501 and encodes 166 amino acids. NCBI's taxonomy places the organism in Eukaryota, Oomycota, Peronosporomycetes, Peronosporales, Peronosporaceae.
AUGCUUGUCUCAAUCACUGACAUCGCUCAUGAAUGGAACGCUAUCUGUAUGAACCCUACCGCCGAGACGCGUAGAUGCAUCAAUACAUUGCUACAGUUCCUCAUUGAGAACAAUUGCUACACUAUAACACUUAACGAUAAUUACAGUAUCAAUGAAACAGUGCAGGUGUUGAUUCAUGAAGAUGAUGUAGAGUCCUUGAUCAGCGAUAGACGCAUUCAAGCUAUACUGAUGGAGAACGGCAUCUUUGUCGCUGAUGAGAUGUUGGCAUUAUCAAACUACAAUAUCUGUGUUCUGUUCAUAGUAGAGAACGAUCCAUUCCGCUAUGUCAGAGACACUCGAUUCGGCUUAUUAAAGUUCUCUAGCAAUGGAAUCUUUGACUACAGUCGGAUAUCGAAACAGACAUGGCCGCAUCAUGAGACUAUGGCUAUGGCUUUGUAUCACCCACGUCGCAUUGAGAAGUGGAUCCAACAAGGCAAAGACCUAGAAGAGUAUCUUAACUAA